Schizosaccharomyces osmophilus is the source of this 1425-nucleotide messenger RNA. RefSeq names its product 6-phosphofructo-2-kinase. Gene Ontology annotation, molecular function: ATP binding; fructose-2,6-bisphosphate 2-phosphatase activity; 6-phosphofructo-2-kinase activity. The transcript has 5 exons. Lineage: Eukaryota; Fungi; Ascomycota; Schizosaccharomycetes; Schizosaccharomycetales; Schizosaccharomycetaceae. The record is from RefSeq and is a predicted model, not a curated record. The coding region runs from base 1 to 1425 and encodes 474 amino acids. Gene Ontology annotation, biological process: fructose 2,6-bisphosphate metabolic process; fructose metabolic process. Gene Ontology annotation, cellular component: cytosol.
AUGUCGCGAAGAAGCUCUGUUACCAUUGAGCAAGCAAUUAACCCAAGUAUCUUGCGGGCCCGCCAAAAAGUAAUAGCGGAAAAAGAUGAAAGAAAGCUUGGAGGUGCACAGACGUACAGUACCGAAAAUGGAAUGUUGUUUCAUGCUGGUAAACUUGUCAUCAUCAUGUCUGGUUUACCGGCUAGAGGAAAGUCCAACAUCGCGGUAUCAAUAGACAGAUAUCUAAAGUGGCUUGGAUUUAAUUGCAGAUUCUACAGUCUUGCAAAAUAUAUGGACGAGCGAUCAAAGGAGUUUGAAAACUCAGGCAAUAUUCGUGAGUCCAUUGAGACAUUUUUGAAGCUCUACAGAGACAAUACCAUUGAGCAGUGCUUACGAGACUUGGAAAACUUUCUUUCAAGAGAAAAAGGCCAAGUUGCUAUUUAUGAUGCUACGAACGGAACGAAGGAAACAAGAAGUACUUUAUAUGAUCGAUUUAAAAGCUUUGGUUUUAACAUCCUGUUUAUUGAAAGUUUAUGCGACAAAGAAAACGUAAUUCAUGACAACGUUCAAGAGGCUAUCCAAGUUUCAAAGGAGUUUGAACAUUGGGAUAAGAAAGAGGCAGAAGCUGAAUAUUGCAGACGUAUCGAUCUUUUGAAAAUAAAAUAUGAACCAAUGGAUGAAAAAGAGUAUUCUUAUGUGAAAAUGAUCAACUUUUCAGAGACGCUUAUAACCAAUCGGACGAAUCAAGGAUACUUAUUGUCACGUAUUCUAUUUUUAUUGAUGAACAUUACCCUUACGAGAAAACGUGUAUACUUGGUAUCGAAGGCCUCUAUGAGACCACUCUUGUCCCAAGAAGUCGACGACGAUGGGGCGAAUUCUGAGUUUAUGGAAUACCUCGUCGAGCAGUUUCAAAAACUGUUUCCUUCAAUUUCCUUCAAGAAUCUUGUUGUGAUGUCUAGCAUGGAAGAAUCCACUUUAACCCCUUUUCGAAAGUUAGGUUCUCGAGCAUUUUCACGUGCAAAUCUGUCACCACUGAUUAUGGACUGGUUUGGAAGUAAUUAUGAGAAAUUGCGUGAAGCUUUUGGAAAAGAUGAAUACAAUUUGUUUAUGAAGGACCCAUAUAGAUGUAGGGUGAAAGAAAGGGAAUCCUUUUACGACCUUGCCGUCCGUUUAGAACCGUUAAUUUUGGAGAUAGCCAGAGAAUCCCGGGACGUGGUAAUUGUUGGAUCGAAAAGUUUAGUCCGUUUACUUUACGGAUAUUAUAUGAAUGUUCCAGCUGGGGACAUACCUUUCCUUCAAUUGCUACCAACAGGAAUUUUCGAGUUUAUUGACAACAGUAUGGGCAUGCAAGUUAAUGAGUAUGAGUUGGAUGCUAAAGAAGCUCACGAUUACGAUAUAAGAAAUGAAGAUUUAAGUGGUAAAUUUACUACGCCUCCUGCCGUCUAA